Ambispora gerdemannii is the source of this 1070-nucleotide messenger RNA. NCBI's taxonomy places the organism in Eukaryota, Fungi, Glomeromycota, Glomeromycetes, Archaeosporales, Ambisporaceae. The record is from the annotation of a GenBank genome assembly.
GAAACGGGGAUGCCUUUGGCGAGAAAUAUGAAAUACAACUGAAAAAGUUUAUGGGACUAUUGGAUAGAAAAACAAAACCAAUUUAUGCUCCAAGUGUGCGAUAUCUUAAAAUUACACACUACUAUGAACUCUCAAAUAAAGUAAUUGAAAAAGUCAUCGUAAUAUUUCCAAAUAUAACUCAUCUUGAUUUUAAACGGACUUGCGGAUUCGAUGAUAUAGCAUUAAUCAAAAUUUCUCGGGCAUAUCCUAAUUUAAUUCAUCUUAAUGUUUUUAACAACGGAGGGUUAACUGAUCAUUCUAUUACCGAACUCGCAAGUAGAUGUCCUAAAUUACAGUAUUUGGAAAUUAGUUGGGGCGGAAAUAUUACCGACAAGUCUAUCUAUGAAAUUGCGAGAUCGUGCUACUGCUUAAGGCACCUGGGAAUAAACGGAGGUAAAAGUUGUAUUUCUAAUAAAUCUAUACGCGAAAUUACACGAUUCAUUCCCAAUAUCCAAUCUUUAAAUUUUAAUUACUGCAAGAAGCUUACCGAUACCACAAUCCAUGCUCUUGUAGGUUCGUACCCGGAUCUAAGAAAAUUAGAUCUUAGUGAUUGUAAUAAAGUAACUGAUAUAGGCAUCAGACAAAUCGCACAAUGUCGUAAUCUGGAACACCUCGCACUUAAUUCUCUUGAAUUUCUUAGUGAUGAAACGAUAUGUAUUAUUGUGCAAUCAUGUCCAAACAUUUCUUAUCUCAAUCUUGAAUUUUGUUAUGUUACAGAUACGGCGGUAGAAGCAAUAGCACAAUCUUGUCCCAGUAUGGAAUAUCUCAAUAUUUAUGGGUCAGAAUAUAUUACUGAUUCAUCUAUUUCCAAAAUAGCCAAGAAAUGUUAUAAGAUUCGAGAACUUGAACUGGGAUAUUGUGGGCUUAUUACUGAUACAGCCAUUAAAGAUAUCGCUCAGCAUUUAUCCAAUCUAAAAUAUCUCGGGUUAAAAUAUUGUGUAAAUAUCAGCAAAGAGGCAUUAGACAUGUUAGACACGUUAGACCCUGAUCUUGAAAUAGGUGGGUAUUAUACAAUCCCAUCCGCUUUAUAA